Messenger RNA from Mytilus californianus (California mussel), 878 nucleotides. RefSeq lists its product as uncharacterized. The transcript is spliced from 4 exons. Bases 107 to 850 code for a protein of 247 amino acids. Lineage: Eukaryota; Metazoa; Mollusca; Bivalvia; Mytilida; Mytilidae. Gene Ontology annotation, biological process: iron ion transport. Gene Ontology annotation, molecular function: oxidoreductase activity; copper ion binding. The record is from RefSeq and is a predicted model, not a curated record. Gene Ontology annotation, cellular component: plasma membrane.
UAUAAAUAACUCUGACAACUUUUAUGUCUUUGAUUUGAAUUUUGGUUACUAGAGACUUAAAAGUUUUACUUUGAUACAACGAAAUCUAUAAGAACUAUAUAUCAAGAUGAAUAGAAUGUGGAUACUGUUUGUUCUGGGAUAUUUGUAUGUGAAUGCAAACUACCAACUUAAUGAUUACAGCAACCAUCCCUGUAUACGACCAUGCGGUAUCAAUACUAGAAAGACUUGCAAAUAUAUGUUUACUUUAGAGUACUAUUACACUUUGUCGAAAGCAUGUUACGACUGCCCAUUUAACGCUUCUGAUUGCAAGAGACCACAUUGCGUUCCUGCUGAUGGAUCGCCACGUCCAAUACUGACAGCAAACAGGAUGCUACCAGGACCUGGAAUUCACGUUUGUCUUAACGAUACAAUAGUUGUAAAUAUAAUAAACAACUUAUUGGGAGGUGAAGGAGUAUCAAUUCAUUGGCUUGGAAUACAUGUUGAACCACAUAUGGAUGGUGUGGCAAUGUUGACACAGUGUCCAAUUCCUGAAUAUUCAUCAUUCCAGUACAGGUUCCUGGCUGUCACACCUGGAACACACUACUGGCAUUCUCAUGCGGGCAUGCAAAAUGCAGAUGGUUUAUUUGGACCCCUAGUUAUCCGGGAACCACCAGAAAUAGACGAGCAUUUAGGGAGAUAUGAUGUUGAUGACCCAGAAUUCACUGUUCUGAUUAACGAUUGGUUUACAGACAUGAUGCCUGGACGGUUAUCGUCUCUGCUUCACCGUACUGGAGGUGUUCUAUCGGACUCCAUGCUUAUAAAUGGUAACUUGUCUGAUUAUCGUUUUUACAUUUCGAUCCGUUUGAAUUAGAUAUAAAUUAAAGUUAUUGAAUUGUCAA